Poecilia reticulata (guppy) is the source of this 667-nucleotide messenger RNA. The record is from RefSeq and is a predicted model, not a curated record. NCBI's taxonomy places the organism in Eukaryota, Metazoa, Chordata, Actinopteri, Cyprinodontiformes, Poeciliidae.
GCUCUGCUGGCAGAUCCCAUAUUCGCAGCUGCCCUCAACCAGCGCCUCAGUGGGACAGGAUGGACGGCCGAGCUGCUGGAGAACUUCCUGUACAAUGGCGCUCCAGAAGACCGUCCACCCGGCACGCCGCCCUACAACUGGCGGGAUGUUUACAACUCCACCACUGAAAUCCUGAAGCUCCUCUCCAAUUUCCUGAAUUGUCUUGAUCUGAAUAAGUUUGAAGCAGCCGCGACAGAAACCCAUCUGGUGAACAAAGCCUUGGAGCAUCUGAAAAAUGGCACAUUCUGGGCCGGAGUUGUGUUUGCGAACCUCGAUCCAAACUCAAGUCACAUCCCUCCUUAUGUGAAGUACAAAAUCCGGAUGGACAUUGAUGAGGUGGAGCGAACCAACAGGUUGAAAACAAGGUCAUGGUCUCCUGGAGCCAGGGACAGCUCCUUUAACGACCUGCGCUACAUCUGGGGAGGCUUUGCCUACCUGCAGGACAUGAUUGACCACGCCGUUGUACGACUGCAAACGUCAAAGUCUCAGCCGCUCGGUGUUUUCGUCCAGCAGAUCCCGUACCCUUGCUUUGUCGAUGAUGCCAUUUACCUAAAGAAGAGAGGGAAUUUAGCUAUAUGUUGAGGGUCAGCAAGGGAGGUUGAAUCAAAGAAGACAGCGAAACAGCCAG